AGCACGAGUAUUAUUUAUCUUAACUCCAUAAUUACGAGGGUAGUCCAAUACAUAGUACGAACCUUGUUCCAAAAUUAAGGUAUGGCCCCGUACCUGCCCCAUUGCUAUUACUAACAUUUGGCCAACCAUGAAACGUUGUUUUCCAGCCAUUUUCUCUCACUCACUCUCUUCAACUCACAAACAACAACCAAAAAAAAUAUCUCAACAUGGAAUUACCAAACUAUCCAUAAUGCAUAGAAUUUUACUCUUUUAGACAACUCGGAUCUCCUUGAUGCAUUAGAAUUUAGAACUGCCAUUUGUGACAACCACACAGGGUGAUUGGUUGUUAGGGAAAAGAAAAAGAGAGAAAUGCGAUGGAAGAAGCACUCAUCAUCACAAACAGAAGCAUAGUUAUCAAGACCCACAUCAAUGGCUUCCCAAAAGAGACGGACUUCGAACUGAAGUCCGAAGCUUUGUCCCUUAACGUCGAACCCGGUUCGGGUCACGUCAUCGUGAAGAACCUCUACCUCUCGAUCGACCCUGCGCAGCUCAACCGCAUGAAGAGCCACAACACUUCUCAAUCUCAUCACAGCGUCCAAGCUGCUGCCGCCAUUGCUCCUGGCUCGGAAAUUCGUGGUUAUGGAGUUGGCAAAGUUGUGGCUUCAGGGGACCCUGAAUUUCAAGUGGGUGACUUGGUGGCAGGGGAACUUACAUGGGGAGAAUACUGCUUGAUGAUACCAGGAGUGUUCUACUUCAGGAAACUCGACUCCAUGGGACUCCCUUUGUCCUGCCAUGUCGGAACUUUGGCAUACGGUGGGAUGACAGCGUACGCGGGAUUAUUCGAGGUCUGCAAGGUGAAGAAAGGAGAGAAAGUGUUUGUUUCUGCAGCUGCUGGUUCAGUUGGACACAUAGCUGGGCAGUUGGCAAAACUCCAUGGCUGCUAUGUAGUUGGCAGUGCUGGAGCAACAGAAAAGGUGGAAUUGCUGAAAGGGAAGCUCGGUUUCGACGAUGCAUUUAACUACAAAGAAGAAGCAGAUCUCAAGGCGACUCUUAGAAAGCAUUUCCCAGACGGGAUCGAUGUAUACUUCGACAGUGUUGGUGGCGAGAUGCUCGAAGCAGCAGUUGCCAACAUGAACUUGUUUGGCAGAGUCGCUGCUUGUGGGGCGAUUUCAGAGUAUACGGGGAGUGGAAGAAAAGCUGCUCCUGAUAUGGUGGAAGUCAUAUACAGGAGAAUCCAAAUCCAAGGGUUUUUGUGCCCUGAUUUCUUGAGUGUUCACUCAGAUUUUAUCUCUGCAACUUGUGAUUAUCUGAGGUCCGAGAAGAUGGUCUCGGUCGAAGACAUCUCGACCGGGUUGGAAAGCAUACCUUCGUCGUUUGUCGGACUUUUCCAUGGCAGUAAUAUUGGGAAGACAAUUGUGCAGAUUGCAGUGGAGUGAAUGACAAGAAACAAAGACCAAAUUAGUAAUAUCUCUCUGGUCUAAAGAACCAAUUAACUUAAUGUUACUUU
Linum trigynum is the source of this 1486-nucleotide messenger RNA. NCBI's taxonomy places the organism in Eukaryota, Viridiplantae, Streptophyta, Magnoliopsida, Malpighiales, Linaceae. The record is from the annotation of a GenBank genome assembly.